This is a messenger RNA of Rotaria socialis, 279 nucleotides long. NCBI's taxonomy places the organism in Eukaryota, Metazoa, Rotifera, Eurotatoria, Philodinida, Philodinidae. The record is from the annotation of a GenBank genome assembly.
AUGGAGAAAAAAUUCGAAACUUUAAUAGAUAAUACAAUAGAGAAAUUUAACAUGGUCGGUGUUGAAAUCAAAGGUAUUCUUGUUUGUGAUCAAAAUGGCUUACCAUUAGCAAGUAAAGAUGUUUCAAUAUCUCCUGGACCCAUAGCAUUACUAUCUCAAUUAGCAUCAUCGUUAUCAGGUCAAAGAACGACUGUUUGUCUUGAAAACAGUGAAGCUCAAGUCCUUCUACAUCAAACAGACAAAACCGUUGUUGCUGUUUAUACAAAACAUGCGACAUGA